AUUUUCAUUUUUCCAAUUUAUUAUAACUAAUAAUUAAACCAUUUCCCGUUCGUAUUUCUUGCGUAUAAACUAACAACAAGUAUUCGCCGCUAUGGACUUAAAAACGUUCGGCGAAGAUGAUUUUGACCCCAAAAAAUGGAUCAACAAGGCCUGGAGUUCUAGCGGCAACCAAGAAAAAGAUAUAUUCGUCAACAACACAGUAACCAGACUACAGCUGUACAUGAAGCAGCUUACAAAUUCACUGGACGAGACAACUACUCAAAUAGUGACCUCAAUCCCUCGGGUGCUUCAAGACGCGUCUUCCCUCCAGUUAGAAGGCGCGCUGCUACAGCAGAGACUCCUGUCUCUGGAGCAGAUGGUGCGAGACGUGCAGGAACAGACGGGGCACUCCAUCGAGAGCCUGCAAAGGACCGACCAGCUCAAGAGCCGGCUGGAGAACGCAGCGUCGACUCUCCGUGAAGCCGACAAGUGGGCGGCGCUAGCGGCGUGGCUUGAAGACGUUUUGGAAGCAGGAGUGCCGACUGGAAGUAAUGAGCUACAGGAGUUAGCUGGGAGAGUGGCAGCCAUGACGGCUAGCUUGGAGGUGCUAAGCGAAGCCCCGGAUUAUGAGAGCAAACGUCUGCAGCUGGAAACAUUAUACAACAGGCUGGAGGCAGCUAUAACCCCGCCUUUUAUUGAAGCACUCACACAGAUGGACGCUGACCGCACCUCCGUCUACGUGUCCCUUCUAACUGGCAUGUCCCGCGGCGCCCCGGCUCGGCGCUGCUGGCGGAGAGCGGCGGCGGCGCGGCUGGUGGCGGGCUGGCGGCGGCUCGAGGCACACAGCUCACCGGCGCUCACACAUUUGCUGGCCGCAGACGCUAACAAGCAGGCGAGUGUAGUCUGGUAUAAUUUCCUAUGUAUUCUACAGGUGGAAUGGCUAACCAACGUACUGAAAGCUGACACGCCUUUGGGGGAACUAAUACGCUUGUACACUGACCUGCUGCUGUCACUCGAACCACCUCCGACUAAAGUGGCCUCAGCGAGCUUCAAACUGUGCUCGACCCCGGAAGAAGGAAUCAAUCUGCUGACCGACUUGAGGAGGGACAUAGAUGAGUUCAUCACCUUCAUCAGGAAUGUCAUUGACGCGCCGAGGCCGAAUAAAGAAAUACUCCUACCAGCGACUCUCAGGGAAUUCGGACGCGCUGCGUACGCGCCUUUGAGGGAAUUGCUACCUUCUUACACAGAGCUACAAGGGCGAAUGUUGCUUGAGAAACUGUCUGACCCUCAGCUGCAGCAGGAGGACCUUCUAGAACAGUCCAGAGCGUUGCUGUCAAUCGCUGAACGCUGCGACGACUGGCUGGCCACAGCGUAUAGCAAGGCGAAGAAGAUCGCUGGCAUCGCUGUAUACCCUUACUACUUGCCUGCUGUUGAUAACUUCUUCACAGCUCUCUCCAACCUGAUAUCUUCACACAGUCGCACCAUCGAGACCAGUUUCUUGGAAUCGGCGGGCCGAGGGCGGGGAUCCGGCGUGCUUUGCGCGGCUUUUCCGGCGGCGUUAGCGUUGGAGGCCGCCGCCGCCGCCGCUUUGAGUGCCGCCGCCGCCGGACACGCUAGAGAGAGUAAGGAUGAAGGUAAGUAUUGUGGUGACAUCUAUACUAAUAUUAUAAAGCUGAAGAGUUUGUUUGUUUACUUGAACGCGCUAAUCUCCGGUACUACUGGUCUGAUUUGAAAAAUUCUUUCAGUGUUAGAUAGCCCAUUUAUCGAGGAAGGCUAUAGGCUAUACAACAUCACGCUACGAUCAAUAGGAGCAGAGCAAUAAUGAAAAAUGUUGCGAAAACGGGUUUUCACGCGUACGAAGUCGCGGGCACAGCUAGUCUAUCAUAUAACUACAAACUAGUGACAGUCAAUCACCAACA
Ostrinia nubilalis (European corn borer) is the source of this 1898-nucleotide messenger RNA. Its product is annotated as conserved oligomeric Golgi complex subunit 7-like. The transcript is spliced from 12 exons. The coding region runs from base 92 to 1711 and encodes 539 amino acids. Gene Ontology annotation, cellular component: COG complex. Gene Ontology annotation, biological process: retrograde vesicle-mediated transport, Golgi to endoplasmic reticulum; Golgi organization; intracellular protein transport. Lineage: Eukaryota; Metazoa; Arthropoda; Insecta; Lepidoptera; Crambidae. The record is from RefSeq and is a predicted model, not a curated record.